AUGGCAUCAUCGUCAAAUGUAAAGCUGGGAAAUACUGAAUUUAGAAAGACCCCCGCUGGAAACUUGUUUACUAGUGAUAUUAAGACAAUCUUCUCGAUACUAUUAAUAAGGCUUGAUUUAAAUGCUCAUCUUAAUGAAAGGAAUAAGAAUCCAUUCAUUUUAGGUUCAAAGCAAUAUGAGUUUUCAUUUUCAUUACAGAAAGCUAUAUGCCUUUUACGAAACUUAUGUCUUCUUCCAUCAGAGAAUAGAGCCUGUCUGAAAGUCUGUUAUACUAUUGAACAACCAUUCUCGCAAUUUUUAAUGUCAGUAUUCAUGACAGCAAAGCUACUACAUACACCAGCAGAUAGGACAAGAAAAGGGCCUAAGGAUAAAGUCCUAUUACAGCCCACGCCCAAGGGUAUAGCUAUUCUGCAAGCUUUUUGUCGUAGCAUUGGAUUGCAAAGGCUACCUGAUGUACUGUUCUCAUCAUUAAACACAAUGAAUCUGUUCCUCUUCGAACGUAGUGAAUUUACUGAUAAACUACUCAUGAGCCGAGUCCUAAUAUAUCUGCUAUUUAUAAAAUUAAUGGGACCAUUUCCUAAUGUCUGGUCUCCUUCAAAGGAACAUGAUUAUGCUUAUGUAGCUUUACCGCAAAAUAUAUCCAUUGAAGACAUUAAGUUUUCGCUAGACCAGAACGUGAUGUUAUCGAAUUUUGAACCAGACAAUAUUGCUCCACCAGUAGAUACUUUAAAAGGAAGCAAUGUAUAUUUAAAUCAAUCUAAAAUUCUAUCUCCACUUGCUCAUAAAUUUUUUACAAAUCCAGACUCUGACUCACACAUACAAUACUAUGUCUCGACUGUAGGUGUUAGAUCUAAACCUGAUGUCGAAGUUAAUUUCAAAACCACAAAAAAUUAUGUUUUUACUACAAAAGCUAUUUGGCAAUGGUUAAUGGAUUGCUGCGAUAUAUUCUAUCCCAGGGAUGCAGCACACGUUACCGCCAGAUUCCUAUUCUAUGGGUUAUUGGAAGAAGUUCCUGCCAGUCCUGAAAAUUACGCGGGAUUAAUUAGUAAAAAUAAAUAUGUGAAACUCACUACGUUAGGAGAAAAUAUUGUAAAAUGGGGGAAAAAGGAUGACACUGGCAAAAAUCCUCAAGUUGAUUCUAAAUGUUUGUCAAAUUUGGGACAAUUAACAUCUAUUUCUAGAAGUCCCAGUGUUUUUCCUUUUUUACCAAGACUCUCAUAUCCAUCGUCGAGACAAAAUUUAGACAAAAUUCUGAAAGAGCCUGGGUUAAGACAUUUAUUUAGACAUCAUCUCGAAAAAGAGCAUUGCUCAGAAAAUUUAAAUGCCUACUUAGAUGUUAGGCGGUUUCUUCAUAUGAUGGGAGGUUUGAAAAAUAAGAUGAAAUUGGAUAAUUAUAAUGAUUCUCUGUCUCCGAAUUCAAUUAAUAUUAAUUAUUCUUUACUAUCAUCAACUGCUAAAAACAAUGAGGAUUUUCUUUCUCUAGUAGGAACCUGUAUCGAGACUGCAUGCAAUAUUUAUUCAAUCUAUAUUAUGAAGGAUUCUCCGAUGGAAAUUAACAUAGAUUCGAAUCUCAAAAAUAAAAUUGAGAAAAUUAUCAUUGGUUAUGUUCAGUACGAUUAUGAAAAGACUUGUUCAGUCAACAGCAUUGAAGCUACCAUAGGCAACACUCUGGAUAGCGCGUCUGGGCACACAUAUUUGUUACACAAAAAGAAUGGCAUAUUGAAAGAUACUACGAUGAAAGAAUUCAGUCGAGAAGCUUUUAUGAAUAAGUUUGGUAAAUUAGAAAUCAACAAUUUGCUAUUUAUGAUCUCAAGUUUAGGUCAUUUAUACUUGUUAUAUGAGCAUGUUGAGAACGCAACCUACCAUAUGAUGGAGACAGACUCUUUAACUAAAUUCUUAGAUUCUGCAGUAAUUGACAAGAUAGGUUCUGCUUUUAGCUUGAUUUCUGUCUAA
Messenger RNA from Nakaseomyces glabratus, 1953 nucleotides. It is a transcript of the gene SST2, whose product is annotated as GTPase-activating protein SST2. Lineage: Eukaryota; Fungi; Ascomycota; Saccharomycetes; Saccharomycetales; Saccharomycetaceae. The record is from RefSeq and is a predicted model, not a curated record.